This is a messenger RNA of Ectocarpus siliculosus, 2622 nucleotides long. The record is from the annotation of a GenBank genome assembly. NCBI's taxonomy places the organism in Eukaryota, Phaeophyceae, Ectocarpales, Ectocarpaceae.
AUGACCGUUGCGAGCAGCGGCGACCGAUCGCGGGGGGGGCGAACAGCGGGCGGUGUUGACGAGGAGGCUAGCGCUGGAGCGGCGGGUAGACCGAGCACGCGAGCACCACCGGUGAAGUCGGGGACCGCCACCGCAUCCGCACGGCCCGCGAUUUCGUCGCUGGAGGCGUUGAGGGUGCGAGUAGUGAAAAAGGUGGGCGAGAAAAGCGACGAUGGUGGGGACGGAGGAGGUGGCCGUAGCAGUGACGAAGAUGGCGACGACGAAGAUGACGACGGCGAUAGCUUCGAAGUGGACUUGAAGCUGGAGGCUUACGACGCGGAGGUUCGGAGGCGUAGCGCGGACGCGGCGGCGGCUCCGCGGCCCGGUGCGGUGGAAUCGCGAUCAUCGUCGGUUUCGGCGGGGACACGGCCACCGUCACGCUUGCGGCCGCCUUCCGCCGCCGCAGAGACAGCUCCAGGAGCGUUGACCACGGCCACAGCAGGCGCCUCGCACGAGGGCGGUUCGAGAGCUGGUGGGUUGCCGAGAACGGGCGCUGGUCCUGCAGCAGUAGCAGCAUCCGUCGAGGAGGAGAAGGCACCGUCGGAGCCGGCGGUAUCAGGGACGGCGGCGCCAGGGGAUCCCGCCUCUUCCGUGGCGACGACGCAUGAUCGCGGCGCCAACGGCGGUGGUAGCCGCGGGCGGGGUUUCCUCGAAAGGGGUGGUAGUGGUUUGCUCUGGCGCUCGGCAAGCGGGACUGGAGGAGCGAGAGGCAAGGCCGGGGGGGGCAUGCACCAGGUUGCCGAGGAGGACGAAGACAUGAGCCUCACCAUCGGGACCGGAAGCGGACGGCCUAUGGUCCCCGUCAUGACGGCGGGGGGCGCCGGGAGCGGCGGUAACCUCCGCGGGCUGAGCCAGGGCGGCGAGAAUUCGGCCUCCCGAAACGGUACCGGUGUCGCCGCUCAAAACCCCGGGGGCACGCCGGCGGCGACAGCAUUGCCCGUGGGCGAGGAGUCACCCUGGUCGACGUGCGGCAGCAGCAGCAGCAGGGGCCCCGGAGUUUUUUCUGCCGAGGGGGGGGGGUUGAAGGGAGAUUUGACGCCGCAGGUGGGCUCUGAGCGGACAGAUAAAAGCGACCGGGGCGGAGGUGGUGCUGGCAGCGAGGGGUUAGGCGAUGGGGCCAGCUCUUCAAGUGGGCUGUUGGGCAUCGGCGGCAGGGGGUGCAGCUUCGACAAACCUGGCAAGGUGGUGGCCUUUGACCACUCGUCGGUCUCGCACAAGAGGAGUUGGUCGGAGGUGAUGGUGAACGGAGUCCUGUACCUUAAGACGGCUCAGAUUGGACGGGGCGGCAGCAGCAAGGUUUUCAGAGUCGUUGCUCCGGAUUGCGAGAUGCUGGCGCUGAAGGUUGUCAAGGUGGAUAACCACGCCGAAAAUGCGAAAGCUCUGUUGGAUAGCUAUUCGAACGAGAUUGAGCUACUCAAGAGCCUGCAGGGGAACCGUUUCAUCAUCAACCUCGAGAACUCGGAGGUGGACAGAAGAAGAGGGCUCAUCUACAUUGUCCUGGAACUGGGGGAAACGGACCUAGACCAGUUGAUGCGGCAGUACAAGGCUAACAUCGCCUCAUCACGGGCCGACCCUAAAGCGUUGGGCUUGUUCCCGGGAGGUCUGGACGCCAAUUUCGUGAGGGUAAUCUGGCAGCAGAUGUUGAAGGCAGUUCAGGCCAUGCACGAACAGCGAGUGGUGCACGGUGAUCUGAAGCCGGCGAACUUCGUGUUCGUGAAAGGCUCCCUGAAGCUUAUCGACUUCGGCAUCGCCAAGGCUAUCUCCAACGACACCACGAACAUCUCGAGGGACUCGCGGGUCGGCACGAUGAACUACAUGUGCCCAGAGGCGUUCGAGGACACGGGGAACGGCGAAUUGGACCCCGCCACAGGAAGCCAGAAGCCGGUCAUCAAGCAGGGCCGACCUAGCGACAUCUGGAGCCUCGGCUGCAUCCUCUACCAGAUGGCGCACGGCAAGACCCCGUUUUCUCAUCUCGGAAUGCUGAACAAGAUUCGAGCAAUCACGGAUCCCAACCACGCCAUCGCAUUCUCCGAUCUGGAGGACGGCUUCCUGGUGGAAACCUUGAGGGCGUGUUUGCGGAGGGAUCCGGCGGAGCGCGCGUCGAUUGGCGGCGCGGAUGGAUUGCUCUCGCACCCUUAUCUCCACCCCACGGCGGCGAGAGCUUCGUUGGAGGGGACGCUCAACGCAAAACUAGACGCCGCUAACGCUCUCUCUGUGAGAGCCAACGCUCUCACGGCGAGAGCCAACGCACGAGCCGCCGACCUAGAGAAGACGCUCGAAACGAAGGCGGGGGAGCGUGUCGAAGGUGUGAAGCGAGAGCUGUCGGCGAGAUACGAGGAGCUGGUGGCUGCGGAGGUGACGAAGGCGGUGGCCGAGGAACAGGCCAAGCAAAUGGCGGGACUGUCGAUCGCAAAGAGCGCUCUCAAGCACAUCAUCGCCAACACGGUCCGAGUCCUGCACGCGGAGAAGUACUCGGGAGGGAGCAGCCUCGACAGGGCCAAUCUCGACCGAAUUACCGGCCUGGUCAUCGACUUGGGUCGAGGUGGCGGAGGCGGGAUCCAGGCACCCGGCACCCGGCAGUGA